Molecule: messenger RNA, 2387 nt
Organism: Gadus chalcogrammus (walleye pollock)
Lineage: Eukaryota; Metazoa; Chordata; Actinopteri; Gadiformes; Gadidae
Gene: cep19
Product: centrosomal protein 19
Exons: 2
Coding region: 1-477 (158 amino acids)
Biological process (GO): trans-Golgi to periciliary membrane compartment transport; microtubule anchoring at centrosome
Cellular component (GO): centrosome; ciliary basal body; spindle pole
Source: RefSeq, a predicted model, not a curated record
AUGUCCUAUGAGGCGAAACGAUGCGGCGUUCAGUUCAGUCCCCCCGCAAUUAUUUUACUGUACAAACAAAAAGACACAAAGCAAGUGCGCAAAAGAAUAAUACCUGUGCGGAACUUCUCUAAAUACUCAGACUGUUGCUUGGCUGCUGAAAGACUGAAGAACCAUUUUCGGCACAAAGAAUACUUGGGAGGUGUUCCAUUGAGUCAGUUGAAGAGGCUUCACACAGUACUACGAGAUCACAUGCAGGGCCACAGUUUGCAGCACAGCCUUGCCUCAUUCCAGGUGGACCCUGAAGAAGAUCUUAAUAAAUUAAAUGACGAUGCCCUGGCCCGCAAGAAAGGGCAAAUGGAUCAACUAUUUGAGCAAAACCGAAGACUCAAGGAUGAUCCUGAUUUUGUUUAUGAUAUAGAAGUGGAAUUUUCCCAAAGCGAUCAGGAAAAGUGCAGUUGGGAUGCAGAGUCGGAUGAUGGAUUUUGAAACCGAUCACCCAAAUAGGGUUUUGGCCUGAAAAGGCUGAUGUCUGUACUUUUACUGAGAAUUUACAGAUGAUUAAAUUACGGACAUUGUCCCUGUAACAAAUGAGACCAUAUAUAAGCAAUUCAAUAUUUAUUUGAUAUAAAAUACUGAAGUAUAAGAAAAAUACAAAAUGCUUUGGCUCCUUACAUAUCAGGGGUACACAUAAAUAAUGGAUACUCACAGUAGGAAUACAGACAAGCUAUUCAUUAUCAUUUUAGUGACCAAAACCUAGCUAACACAAUAAAUCUCUUUGGAAAUAAUUCCUCUCAAACCAAAAAUUCUUCUUCCCCAUGAUACAAACGGAUACGAAGAGAAAUAUCUUGUAGAUUUGGAUGUGAUGUACAAAGUUAUGGGAUGAAUUCUAAAACCAUGCCUGCAUUUCAAACCUCUGUAUGGGGAAGUUCAAUUCAAAGUGCAUUCAUACCUCCUAUAGUUUGCAAGACACUGACCGACUAAUUUAAUAUAUCACAUUCACAAUACAUCCAAGAAUGUCACAAGUGAUUUUCUUAUCAUAGUUGUUGUACAGCACAUGUAAUAAAAAAGCAUUCUGGAUAGAGGAAAGAUUGGUUUACUUUUCUUGUUUGGUUUAAAUUGAAAAAUAAUAUAUAAUACACACUACACUACAUUGAAUCAGUCAGUUAUGCAGUAAUAUGCAUGCCCCAGAGGUAGGUAUUUGAAAUUCAGACAUAAGGUCUUUCCUAGUACAACCAGAAUUGUUGUUCAGAAUACUGAGUUUCAAGUCAUACGUAUAUUUUCAGCAGGCCUUUAUUUAAAAAAUAAGAUUUAUACUUCAAGUAUGUCAAAGCAACAAUCCGGGAUUGAAGUUGAUCAUUUAGGGGUGGGCGGCACUUAAUGGCAAACAUAUCUAAUCAUCAAAAACAUUUGAAAUUUAAGUUUACCUUUCAUCUAUUGUACAUCUGAAAUGAAAAAGCUUUAUUCAUUAAUCCAAAAAAAAAAAAAAAAAAAAAACAUUUGUGGAAAAUGAGCAAACGGACACACAAUUAUACCCCAAUUCCGGACUGGGCUUUAACUAAAAACUUUUUAAUGAGGAAAGGAUAUAGGGAAAAUGUAUGCAUAUAUAUAUAUAUAUAUAUACAUAUAUAACGUUUUUUCUAAAUCUAUCCUCAAUAUACAUCAAUAUUAUAAAAGUACCCUAUCUGAAAUCUCACUUUUUCUUCCUAUCUUGUGUGCAUCUAGGACAAAACCUAAAGGUUUCAGGAAGAAAAAAACAAAAAACAAUUAGGCACAAAAACCCAUUAAUACAAAUCCCUUUUGAUGUUAAAACAUCACAUGAUAUUAAUACCACAUGAAUCAAACGCUGUGCAAAAAGUUCUUACCAUUUUCCUUUGGGCUUGGUUGCAAGAUCAACACAAGCAAAGUGAAACCAUUCUAUUGGACACUGCAAAUAAAACAAAAGGAGACUUUAUUAUUAUUAUACCUUGCUUAAUGCACCAUUUCAGAUCAUUUCAAUAGAUAAUCAUGUGAAACCUACAUCUGGGUUAUCACAGCCGAUCAUCUCGCCAUACGACACUUGAUGACACAGGCAAUAGGUUGGCUCAUUGGGAUCCACUGGCAUGUCUAGAACAUCCGAUGGCUGCAUUGGCAGAAGACCAUCACUCAAAUCAGGGCUGAAAGAAGAAAAGUAAAGGAAGAGAAAGGCUUCUAAAAGGGAGUUCACAUAAUACAAGUGAGCCCUAGUACAGAUAGUAGAUCUGAACAGACAUGGAAGAGCACUUACAACACAACAGGUUAACAACCUAUAUGAUAAAUAUAGUUGAAUACUAUGUACUAUGAUAUAACGGAUACAAUGUAAGGCAUGUGUGAAUAAAUUAUGUUCGAUGAUAUAGUCAAGCAGUUUUUUCCUUAAGUUC